AUGUGCCUGGCAGGAAUCGUAUGCCAAGCACAGGACAACGGGUGGAUGGACGAGAGCGCUGUGCAGACCUUGCUGACCGAGGCGUGGGAUCAAGUCCCUAAGAAGGUCAUCAUUGACGCGUUCCGCCACUGUGGGAUUUCAAGCAAGCUGGACGGGACAAAGAACCACCCGGCUUCAGAGGAGGAGGUGGAGGAGGAGGAGGAGGAGGAGGAGGAGGAGGAGGAGGAGGAGGAGGAGGAGGAGGAGAUGCAGGCGGAGGGCGUGAGGGAGGUGGCCGUGGCAACCGGCCUGGAUUUGCUGUACCAGGAGACCCCCAACUACCGCGGAGCGGCGGCUGAGGCUGACCGCAUGAUCGGGCCUAGGGAGACGGCUAGGCAUGCCUGGAGAGUGCCAGACCUGGGUGUUAGGGAGCCUGCUGUUAGUGCAAGUGAGGAGGCCGUGACUGAGGAGGGCUAG
Messenger RNA from Closterium sp. Naga37s-1, 456 nucleotides. NCBI's taxonomy places the organism in Eukaryota, Viridiplantae, Streptophyta, Zygnematophyceae, Desmidiales, Closteriaceae. The record is from the annotation of a GenBank genome assembly.